UUACUGAUUGUCGGGCUGAGGGGGACUCUAAAGCAGCAGCAUAAAGUUGAUGCAUUUGUUGUAAACUUUCCAGCAUUCAAGCUUUAUUUGUCCGAGUUUGAUACUCCCCUCUGUGGGUGGAGAAGCCGAGGGACUGGCUGACGUCACCCAAAGAGUAGGGAUAAAGUGCAGUGCCCACAGCUUUGGAAUGAGUAAAACUUCUUAGGAGGUAUAAAAGGUCGGCUGCCCUGUCUGGCAGGUGCUCUGCUGUCAGCAGCCUUCCUCCUACAGCUCAACUCCUCACACGGACCCAAGGAAAAAAGAACAGUAACAAGAAAAAUCCGUCCACAAUGCCACAAAAUGUUGUUCUUCAAGGACCGUCACCCUGGGGAUUCAGGCUCUCAGGAGGAAUAGAUUUUAACCAGCCCUUAAUCAUAACCAGGAUUACACCCGGAAGCAAGGCUUCAGCUGCCAACCUGUGCCCUGGUGAUGUUAUUAUAGCUAUUGAUGGACUAGGCACAGAGAACAUGACACAUAAUGAUGCCCAGGAGAGAAUUAAAGCAGCUACACAUCAGCUUUGUUUGAAAAUAGAGAGGGCAGGAACUAAGUUAUGGUCCCCACAAGUUGCAGAAGAUGGCAGAGCACAUCCCUUCAAGAUAAAUUUGGAAGCUGAACCUCAGGAUAUCAACUACUUUGAACACAAGCAUAAUAUUCGGCCCAAACCCUUCAUAAUCUCAGGCCGAAGCAGUGGAUGCAGCACUCCUUCGGGGCUGGACUGUGGCAGUGGGCGCAGCACCCCCUCUUCCAUUAGCACGGUCAGCUCCAUCUGCCCCACCGAGCUGAAGGCAGUGUCUAAGAUGGCCCCUAAUGUCCCCCUGGAAAUGGAGCUUCCCGGUGUCAAGAUUGUACACGCCCAGUUUAACACACCUAUGCAGUUGUACUCAGAUGACAAUAUCAUGGAAACACUGCAAGGCCAAGUGUCUACAGCUCUGGGGGAAACACCUGUCAUAAGUGACCCAUCUCCCAACUCAAUGUCUCAGUCUGACGUGUACAAGAUGCUGCACGCUAACCAGGAGGAGCCCAGUCAGCCGCGCCAGUCUGGCUCCUUUAAGGUGCUCCAGAAUUUAGUCUCCGAGGAAGAUGGGCGCCCUAUGGGAACAAGAAGUGUGAAAGCACCUGUAACAAAGACACCUACUGCCAUGCCUGGUGUCCAGAAAGUGCCACUGUGUGACAAAUGUGGGAGUGGGAUUCUAGGGACAGUGGUGAAGGCACGUGAUAAAUACCGGCAUCCAGAAUGCUUCGUGUGCUCUGACUGCGAUCUCAACCUGAAACAAAAAGGCUACUUCUUUGUGGAGGGCCAGCUGUACUGUGAAGCUCAUGCCCGCGCCCGCAUGAGACCACCAGAGGGAUAUGAAACAGUCACGGUUUACCCAAAAUGCUAGUCCUAGGUUAACACACAAACGUAUGCAUGCACACAAAAAGCCUUUACCAGCUUAGAACUGCAGUACGAGUGUCAGGACUUCUGCCUAAAUCCAAAGUAGCAGCUUUUAAACCUUUCCCUGUGGGAUUCUGAGAGAGGCAGAAAUCCUUGUUAGCCAGCAAUAGUACAUUAUACCAGCAAAAUUCUGCUAAAAUAUUGGUUUUGAAACUGUCAAUAUAACUCAAGGAAGUAUAAACUAAAACAGCUCUCCUGGAAUACAAAAAGUGAAACAGCUGACGUAUUACAUGAAUGCUACAGCAUUAUGUACACAUAUAUAUAUAACAUACAUAAGUGCUGUAAGCAAGACAUUAUUUUUAACAUAAAUUAAGUAUUUGUGCAAACACCAACACCAUCAAAGUCUUACAGGCUGGGCCGCUACAAAUGUAGAAACUUGACAGAUUAGAAGAGCAGCAAUUUUACAUGUUUAGUACAAUACAAGCAGUUGUUCGUGUCUGCUAUUAUUCAACUAUCAUUAAUGUAUGCCCCAAACAUGUUUUGCUUACUUUGCUCUGAAUUUGGGGUUAUAGUACCUUAAUUUUCUGAUGCAGCAGCUGUGAUAAAAAUAAAUGUCAAGUCACACAAUAAAAUGGUUAAUAUAAUAAAGACUGGUUAGUAUGAAGCAAAGCAAAAGUUCUAUGUUGUCUUAAUGAUUUUCAAAUUAUAUCAACUUUCACAUCACUUUGCAGAAAAUUGUUCUAAGGCAUGCACACACAUAAAUUGUUUUUUUGGAAAAAGAACCUCACACUCUAAUAGGAAUUGUGAAUUCACUGUGAAUUGAGAAUGAAAACAAAUUUUAAAACUUUUCUGCAGAAAAUAAUACUUGUAUCUCCAAAAUAUUUUUGUAUCUCCAUUUUCCAAUUUCCAUACUAGAAACAAAGCCUGUGACAGGGAUAUAUCACCACAAUAUCUUUACUGCUGGUAAAUUAAAGCUUGGACAAUUUUAAAAUAAAUGUUAAUUAAAAUAUGCAAAGGCAAGGUAUUUUAUUAAAAAGCCUGGGGAAGUCCUAAGGAAUAAAAAAACCAAAAAGCUGAAGGAAUGUGGGUUUGUAAUCAGUUUCUGAAACUUGUCAAGGACUACAUUGUUUUCUGGUAGGUGCCAGCCACAUAAACACACGUAACAGUUAAACCAUACUUCUAGAAAACAUCAAACCAAGUCAUAAAUUCUUUAUUGGGGUAUUUUGAACCUGCUCUAAAGUAGAAAAAUCUACAAAAUCUACAAAAUUUUAUAUCAAGUCCACAAGACCAGCAAAAAAUUAACAACCCAGAGACAAACAAUCUUAUGUACUUUUUCGAUUCUAUAAUGUAAGAAGCCUAUAAUACAAGUAGAAUAUGGAAUCAAAAUUAAUUAUACAUACUCCAAAUUUAUCUUAACAAUUCACAAUUCCCAAAGAUUUAAAUACAAUGUCCACACACUCAAAGACUUUUCAAAAUGUCUUAAAGUAUUUUUUCAGAACUCAAAAGUUUUAAAAAUGUGUGUGUCACUGCAUUUAUUACCUACAUUUCCAUAUCAAAUGCAGAGAUUAAAAAAAAAAAAAAGUGUUGCAGCCUUUUCAAGGUUAGUUCCUGAAUUACUUUUGGGCACAAAAUACAAUUCUGCUCCUCAGGUAUCCUGGAGGAAAUGUGUAGUAUUAAUAUUUUUCCAUUGAUAAAGCUCAUAAAUCUGAAAAUUCUUUUGAAAAUAAGAGUGUGCAUAAUGUCUAUUUUUACAAACUUUAAAUGUCAUUGGUGUUUUCAAAUGUUUGUUUAAUUUCUAUGUCUUUGUGGAGUAACUAAAAGUAAAAAUAAAUCUACUACAUAUGAUA
Molecule: messenger RNA, 3261 nt
Organism: Pyrgilauda ruficollis (rufous-necked snowfinch)
Lineage: Eukaryota; Metazoa; Chordata; Aves; Passeriformes; Passeridae
Gene: PDLIM3
Product: PDZ and LIM domain 3
Exons: 8
Coding region: 330-1421 (363 amino acids)
Biological process (GO): actin cytoskeleton organization; heart development; muscle structure development
Cellular component (GO): filamentous actin; Z disc; stress fiber
Molecular function (GO): muscle alpha-actinin binding; actin binding
Source: RefSeq, a predicted model, not a curated record